UUGAAACACGAUGAAAGGGGCUGAUCUUGAAAGCGUUCAGAUCGACCCAAUAGAUGGCCGUAAGCCUGCCGGGUUGCCACCGAUGUUAAGCCGCACCUCUAGUAAGGCAACAUCUGUUCAAAAGGGACCGCCACCUUCUGGUGGAGGGGCGCCAAAAAUGGGCCGCACAACAUCAACGGCUGCCAAAGGGCUUAAUAGCUUACGGUUUCUUGAUAGAACCGUGACCGGAAAAGAAGGGGAUGCAUGGAGGUCGAUUGAGAGACGUUUUAAUCAAUUUGCUGUCGCGGGAAAGCUACCUAAAGACAAAUUUGGAAUCUGCCUUGGAAUGGGAGAUAGCAUCGAAUUCGCAGGGGAGUUGUAUGAUGCAAUGGCUAGGCGUAGGAAUAUAGAUGGUGAAGAAGGGCUCACUAAAGAACAAGUUAGAGAUUUUUGGGAAGAGAUGACAAAGAAAGACCUUGAUGCUCGGCUUAGUAUCUUUUUCGACAUGUGUGACAAGAAUGGGGAUGGGAUAUUAUCAGAGGAAGAGGUAAAAGAGGUACUUAUAAUGAGCGCUUCGGCGAACAAGCUUUCGAAUUUCAAGAACCAAGCCGGGACAUAUGCAGCUCUAAUCAUGGAUGAACUAGACCCUGACCAUCGUGGUUACAUAGAGAUGUGGCAACUCGAAAUCCUGCUAACAGGCAUGGUAUUGAAGGAUAAUGGCAAGCCAAACCAGAAAUCAGAGAAUACUAAAAAGAAUCAAGAUACAACGAAUCUAGCAAUGUCUAUGAUCCCACAAAGCUAUCGCCACCCAACUAGAAGAUUCAUAAAUGAAGGGAUAGAACUUGUACAAGACAACUGGAAAAGAUUUUGGGUAGUAACCAUAUUCCUCGUGCUUAACUUCUUACUUUUUGAAUGGAAAUUUCUUCAGUAUAGCAAACUGCCAACAUUUGAAGUAAUGGGUUAUUGUGUAUGCGUAGCCAAGGCUGCGGGUGAGACCCUAAAGCUUAACAUGGCUCUAAUUCUCCUUCCGGUUUGUAGAAAAACACUCACAGGCUUACGAGAAACAUGGUUAGGGAAACUUUUACCUUUUGAUGAUAACAUCAACUUCCAUAAACUUAUCUCCGUCGCCAUUGUGAUUGGAGUUAUAGCCCAUACUGUAGCACACAUGGGCUGCAACUUUAUAAGGAUUAGCACUUGCCCCCCAGCCACUUUUCAACGUGUUUAUGGAAAUUUGCUCCCAGCGCAACCAUCGUACAAGGAUCUAAUGUUAACAAUCCCAGGUGUUACGGGUGUGAUCAUGGACGUAAUGAUGUUCUUUUGUUUUCUACUCGCGACGCAUGCUUUUAGAAGAAAUGUCAUAAAUUUACCAUGGCCGUUUAAUAAUUUAGCCGGUUUUACCUCCUUUUGGUAUGCCCAUCAUCUUCUGAUUAUCGUUUACAUCUUGUUGAUCCUGCAUGGGUACUUCCUCGUGUUCGCCACUUUUUGGUACAUGAAAACAACAUGGAUGUAUCUUGUGCUCCCAAUGUUGUGUUAUGCAAGUGAGAGAGUGUUUACAGCCUCUGACCAUAACCAUCGGGUUAAUAUCGUUAAGGCUAUCAUAUACACUGGAAAUGUCCUAGCUCUCUAUAUGAGCAAACCUAAUGGAUUCAAGUACAGGAGCGGGAUGUACCUUUUUGUUAAAUGUCCAAAUAUAUCAGGUUUCGAAUGGCAUCCUUUCUCCAUAACUUCUGCACCUGGAGAUGAUUACUUAAGUGUACAUAUUCGAACUUUAGGAGACUGGACAACAGCCCUUAAAAACGAAUUUGCAAAGGCUUGUGAGCCUCCACCACAGAAACCUCAAAUUGGUGCUUCUGCUUCAAGAGCUGUAAAAGGAAACCUUGUUCGAUUAGAAACCAAAGCAAACGUUAAUGUUUCUGUAGAAGAAGCGCAAGCAAUAUACCCUACAAUAAUCAUCAAAGGACCAUAUGGAGCUCCGGCUCAAGAUUACAGAAAAUAUGACAUCCUAUUACUUAUUGGUUUGGGUAUUGGAGCAACCCCCUUCAUUAGCAUUUUGAAAGAUCUCUUAAACCACCAAAGGGAAGCAGUAAGUAGUACUUCUUUUAUACCAUGUUACCUUAUAAAGGGUUGUGCUAAAGUUCCGGAACGCGCCUACUUCUAUUGGGUGACAAGGGAACAAGGAUCAUUUGAGUGGUUCAAAGGUGUUAUGGAUGAUAUUGCUGAGUAUGACAAAGAGCACAUAAUCGAAAUGCAUACCUACUUGACAUGUGUUCAUGAAGAAGGUGAUGCACGAUCUGCGCUCAUUGCCAUGGUGCAGUCUCUACAACAUGCCAAAAACGGGGUGGAUGUUGUCUCCCAAAGUCGUAUAAGAACACAUUUUUCAAGACCUAACUGGAAGAGGGUAUUCUCCACUUUGGCAACCAACCAUGAUUCUGCUAGAAUUGGUGUGUUCUAUUGUGGGAGCCAAACGCUCGUCAAAUCACUAGAAAGUAUUGCCAAAGAAUUUUCCGUAGAAACUUCAACUCGCUUUGAAUUCCACAAAGAGAACUUCUAAUAAUCCAAUGUACUUAAAAAGUUUUGGUUACGAGAAAUCAACUUGUACAUCUAGAAGUCCUUGGUUAGGGUUUGGAAUCUUGAUUGAAGUUCCAACGCUUGUGAUAUCGGGCGUGUUUGUAUGUUCGUAUUUAUGAUCAUCUGCAAUAGGAAUACCUAGUGUUGAUAGAAAAGGAUAGUUUUAAUUCAUACUUUUAUUGAUAUCGUUUU
Messenger RNA from Helianthus annuus (common sunflower), 2739 nucleotides. RefSeq names its product putative respiratory burst oxidase homolog protein H. Gene Ontology annotation, cellular component: plasma membrane. The record is from RefSeq and is a predicted model, not a curated record. Gene Ontology annotation, molecular function: NAD(P)H oxidase H2O2-forming activity; peroxidase activity; calcium ion binding. Lineage: Eukaryota; Viridiplantae; Streptophyta; Magnoliopsida; Asterales; Asteraceae. The transcript is spliced from 14 exons. Bases 11 to 2530 code for a protein of 839 amino acids.